Bipolaris oryzae ATCC 44560 is the source of this 255-nucleotide messenger RNA. RefSeq lists its product as uncharacterized. Gene Ontology annotation, cellular component: membrane; intracellular membrane-bounded organelle. Bases 1 to 255 code for a protein of 84 amino acids. The record is from RefSeq and is a predicted model, not a curated record. The transcript is spliced from 2 exons. Gene Ontology annotation, molecular function: heme binding. NCBI's taxonomy places the organism in Eukaryota, Fungi, Ascomycota, Dothideomycetes, Pleosporales, Pleosporaceae.
AUGUCUGAAUCCCUGACCACGAAGCAAGUCGCCGAGCACAACACGGUGGAGACGGGUCUGUACAUUAUCAUCGACGGCGAUGUGUAUAAGAUGGAUGAGUUUGUCGAGGAGCACCCCGGUGGCUCAAAGAUUCUGAAGAGGGUGGGGGGCAAGGAUGCUAGUAAGCAGUUUUGGAAGUACCACAAUGAGCAUGUGCUGAAGAAGUAUGCGCCUAAGCUUAAGAUUGGGAGUGUGAAGGAGGAGGCCAAAUUAUAA